This is a messenger RNA of Phalaenopsis equestris, 522 nucleotides long. RefSeq lists its product as uncharacterized. The record is from RefSeq and is a predicted model, not a curated record. The transcript has a single exon. The coding region runs from base 1 to 522 and encodes 173 amino acids. Gene Ontology annotation, molecular function: nucleic acid binding; RNA-DNA hybrid ribonuclease activity. NCBI's taxonomy places the organism in Eukaryota, Viridiplantae, Streptophyta, Magnoliopsida, Asparagales, Orchidaceae.
AUGAGGAGCAGAGAAACUACAAGAUCAUUAAGGUUAUUUGGGAGAAACCAAAACACCCCCUUCAUUGAGGUAAACAUUGAUGGCAGCUUCUCCCCCAACAAGGCAGGCAUUGGAGAAGUCUUCAGAGACCACAAAGGCAAAAGUCUUCUCAACUUUCAAGUACCCGUAUAUGCAAAAGAUGCUAUAGAGGCUGAGACCAUGGCACUUUAUUGGGCUAUCAAAAUUACUGUAAUAAAUAGGUCAAAACAUUUAAUUGCUGAGAUGGAUUCCUCCCAACUGGUGGAUUAUAUGACUAAAAGGGCAGUCCCCCCAUGGCAUAUCCAACAGUGGCUCAUUAAGCUGAAACAACUAUGUAAAGAGAUAAAGGUGGAAUUCUCAUGCAUCUACAGAGAGGGAAAUAGACCUGCUAACUUCCUGGCAAUAGAGGGAGCUGCUUCUCAGAGAAUCAAUGUAUCCAACAAACCCCCAACAUCCUUCGCCUGCCUGCUACUGCUUCUCAGAUUUUUGAUGUUUGGGGUUUAG